Archocentrus centrarchus (flier cichlid) is the source of this 1342-nucleotide messenger RNA. RefSeq names its product zinc transporter 2-like. The record is from RefSeq and is a predicted model, not a curated record. Gene Ontology annotation, molecular function: zinc ion transmembrane transporter activity. Lineage: Eukaryota; Metazoa; Chordata; Actinopteri; Cichliformes; Cichlidae. Bases 105 to 1244 code for a protein of 379 amino acids. Gene Ontology annotation, biological process: zinc ion transmembrane transport; response to zinc ion. Gene Ontology annotation, cellular component: plasma membrane. The transcript is spliced from 8 exons.
GACAGAUAACGUGGGUUGGAGCAGGUGGUAAGUUGCCAGGCUUCACUUUAGCUCUAGGUAAACCUAAAAUUAGGGAGUGUCUAAGCUGUAAGUAACAUGAGAAUAUGGAGUCAACCGAUCCAGAGAAGCAACAUCUAAUUGAGACGUAUUUGGAGCCCCUCAUGUGGAUGAGUGGUCCAGAGAAAACAUAUUCAGACUCAGAAUUUAGUGAAGACGUCCUCAGUAUGGAGGCAAUAUGGCAGCACGAGUGGCUCUGCCAGGAGGCUGAUGUGAUGUCGGGGACCGAAAGGGACACGAGAUGUUUGGCCAGAAAGAAGCUCUUCAUUGCCUGUGCUGUCAGUCUCGUGUUCAUGACAGGGGAGCUCAUUGGUGGAUACGCUGCUGGCAGUCUGGCCAUCAUGACAGAUGCUGCUCACCUUCUGACUGAUUUUGGCAGCAUUGUGAUCAGCAUCUUCUCUCUGUGGAUCGCAUCCAGGCCUCAGACUGAAACCAUGACUUUUGGAUGGUAUCGGGCUGAGAUCCUGGGCAUGUUUCUAUCUGUCAUGUCGAUCUGGGCUGUGACAGCAGUGCUCGUCUUCUCAGCCGUGCAGAGGAUCUCCAGUGGGGACUAUGAGAUUGAUAGUCAAAUCAUGCUCAUAACUUCAGGUUGUGCUGUGGGUGUCAACGUCCUGAUGGUCCUGAUCUUGCAUCAGCCUGGCAACUCACAUGGCCACAGCCACGGGUUUGCCACCAGCCUGGUGCACAGGGAUGAACAGUGUCAGAGGAGAGACCACGGCAAUGCAAGUGUGAAGGCAGCAUUUAUCCAUGUUGUGGGAGAUCUGCUGCAAAGUGUCGGUGUCCUGUUAGCUGCCACCAUCAUCCGCUUCUGGCCUGAAUAUAAAGUAGCAGAUCCGAUUUGCACCUUUCUGUUCUCGCUUCUCGUUCUCGGGACAGCGCUUCCUGUCACAAAGGAUGUUUUCAGGAUACUCCUGGAAGGCGCUCCUCGGGACGUGAGCUUCGGCGCUGUGAGAGAGCUGCUGCUGUCUGCAGAAGGAGUCUCUGCUGUUCACGGUUUGCACAUGUGGAGCCUCAACAUGACUCAUUCUCUGCUUUCCGUCCACGUCGUCGCAGAGGAAGAUGCUGAUUCCCAGAUCAUCCUCAGGAAGGCAACAAAGCUGCUGCGCUCUGAGUUUGGUUUUUCCAGCAUCACAAUUCAAGUGGAGCGCUGCAGGAUUUCUGGCAGCAGUGCAGAGGUUAUAAGCUGACUGAACAGAGAAUGAUGACUGCAAAAAUAAAGGCAAGGAGUUCCUCGGGCACUGGGCGCUCCCAGUUAACAGCUUCCUACUCGCCUUUGACUAACCAA